Molecule: messenger RNA, 1485 nt
Organism: Salvia splendens (bonfire salvia)
Lineage: Eukaryota; Viridiplantae; Streptophyta; Magnoliopsida; Lamiales; Lamiaceae
Product: reticulon-like protein B17
Exons: 8
Coding region: 129-1388 (419 amino acids)
Source: RefSeq, a predicted model, not a curated record
ACCCGAGCCUAAUUCCAAAUACAAAAAACCUUCUCAAAAUCUCACCUUCAUCAACAACAAAAAAAAUCCCCAAAUCAAUCAAAGCAUCAAAAAAAAUCCCCAAAUCGAUCAAAUCAAAAAAAAAAUCCAUGGAUUCCACACCGCUGCCUCAGUCGUCCGAUCGCCGAACCAAAUCCGCCUCGCGCCUGUCGAAGCUCCGCCACUACAGCGGCGGAACAAUCACUCAACUCUCCCUCGACAUAGUCCCAUCUUCGCACAAAAUCUCGACUCCUCCGCCGGAAUCAUCCGUCUCCCCCAGACCCCCUUACACCCUGCCGCUGAAGGAGCUUCUCGCUCUCUCCCCAUUGCCUCUCAAGCGAUCGAAAGCCGACGCCGCCGAUGGGAGGAGGUGCAGGAGCAGGACCUCCACAGCCUCGCCUCGGGGAAUCCGGAGAUCGAGGCGGCGGCUCGAUCAAGAGGAGAGGGAGAUUGUGGAGGAAUUGGCGGCGAAGCCGAGGAAGAAGAGGCAAUCUAGAAAGGAGAAAUUGAUUUCUUCUACUUCAUCUCAAAUAGUUCCUUCAAACAAAGAAGCUGGUGGUGAAGUCUACAAUUUUGAUGGGAUUGGGGAGAUUAUACAUGAUUUGGUUAUGUGGAAAGAUGUCUCAAAAUCAAGCCUUUGGUUUGGUUUUGGAACUCUCUGUUUCUUGUCUUCUUGUUUCACAAAGGGAGUCAGCUUUAGCAUUUUCUCAUUCCUAUCUCAAGUGGGACUUUUGUUCUUGGGAGUUUCAUUCUUCUCCAACUCAGUGAGGCAAAGACUAUGCAGGGAGGGGACAGAGGCGGAGGCGAAGCGCGAGUUCAAGUUGAAAGAAGAUGAUAUAUUAAGAGUUGGGAGAUUGAUACUUCCAGCUGCCAAUCUCGUGAUCUCGAAAACCAGAGAGGUUUUUUCAGGAGAACCAGACAUGACCCUCAAAGUUGUUCCAUUCUUGCUCGUGGGAGCAGAGUAUGGCCAUUUUAUCACCCUAUGGAGAUUGUGUGCUCUUGGAUUUUUUGCUAGCUUCACUGGUCCAAGGUUAUACUCGGCUUACUCUCCUCGAUUAUCCGAGAAAGUUGAACAUGUGAAAGCAUGGGCACUGGGUGUUUGGGGAGGCUGUGCGCACAAAAAGAUCGUGGCUGCAUCGGCCGUGACAGCCUUCUGGAACCUAACAUCUAUCAGGACUCAAAUAUUUGCUGCAUUCUUGUGUCUUGUGAUAUUCAGAUACCGCAGACAGCAUGUGGUAGCAGAAGUAGCAGACGACGACACAGCAGCAGCAGCAGCAGACGACACAAAGGCCACAGUAGAUGAUGCAAAGGAAGUAGCAGCCGAUGAGCAGAAGGCAAUAAUUGCAGUAGAAAUUGAAUCGAAGAAGUAAACAUUAUUGAUCUUAUAGAAAAAUAAUCUUGUUGAGAUCAGAGUUCUGUAAUGUUGUAACGACAUGUUUAUAUCUAAUACAACCAAUAUUUGAACUA